This is a messenger RNA of Echinops telfairi (small Madagascar hedgehog), 1532 nucleotides long. RefSeq names its product cyclin dependent kinase 4 (gene CDK4). The coding region runs from base 193 to 1242 and encodes 349 amino acids. Lineage: Eukaryota; Metazoa; Chordata; Mammalia; Afrosoricida; Tenrecidae. Gene Ontology annotation, biological process: regulation of G2/M transition of mitotic cell cycle; regulation of gene expression; signal transduction. The record is from RefSeq and is a predicted model, not a curated record. Gene Ontology annotation, cellular component: nucleus; cytoplasm; cyclin-dependent protein kinase holoenzyme complex. The transcript has 9 exons. Gene Ontology annotation, molecular function: ATP binding; cyclin-dependent protein serine/threonine kinase activity; cyclin binding.
UAGCAGGCGGGUUGCGUCUAUGGUCAGGCCCUCCGCGUCCAGCUGUGGGGACCGCGCAGGGGCGUAUGGCGCCUCGGGACUCGACUCCGAGGGCCCGAUAACGGGCCGCCCCCCCGCUCUCGCUCUCGCCCUGGACUGAGACAGCCUCACGUGGCCGGAGGAAUUGGUCAUUGUUCUCCGCGGGACCGGCCCAUGGAAGGCCGGGGAGGGACGGGAAUCCUGGAGUUCCUUUUGCAAAGCCUGAUCUCCUCGGAUCCGACCAUGGCCACCUCUCGCUAUGAGCCAGUGGCCGAGAUUGGUGUGGGCGCCUAUGGCACGGUGUACAAGGCCCGUGAUCCCCACAGCGGCCACUUUGUGGCCCUCAAGAGUGUGAGAGUCCCCAAUGGAGAAGGCACUGGAGGCGGCCUUCCUGUCAGCACUGUUCGGGAGGUGGCCCUACUGAGACGGCUGGAGGCGUUCGACCAUCCCAAUGUUGUCCGGCUGAUGGACGUCUGUGCCACAGCCCGAACUGACCGGGAAACCAAGGUGACGCUGGUGUUUGAACAUGUGGACCAAGACCUAAGGACGUACUUAGAUAAAGCCCCCUCACCAGGCUUGCCAGUGGAGACCAUCAAGGAUCUAAUGCGGCAGUUUCUAAGAGGCCUUGACUUCCUGCAUGCCAAUUGCAUCGUUCAUCGGGACCUGAAACCGGAGAACAUUCUGGUGACAAGCAAUGGGACGGUCAAGCUGGCUGACUUUGGCUUGGCCAGAAUCUACAGCUACCAGAUGGCCCUUACACCUGUGGUUGUUACACUCUGGUACAGGGCUCCUGAAGUUCUUCUGCAAUCUGCAUAUGCAACACCCGUGGACAUGUGGAGUGUUGGCUGUAUCUUCGCAGAGAUGUUUCGUCGGAAGCCUCUCUUCUGUGGAAACUCGGAAGCUGACCAGUUAGGCAAAAUUUUUGAGCUGAUCGGCUUGCCCCCAGAGGAAGACUGGCCCCGAGAUGUGUCUCUCCCCCGGGGAGCCUUUUCCCCCAGAGGGCCCCGCCCAGUGCAGUCGGUGGUCCCCGAGGUGGAGGAGUCCGGAGCACAGCUGCUGCUGGAAAUGCUGAUUUUUAACCCACAAAAACGAAUCUCUGCCUUCCGGGCCCUGCAGCACCCUUAUCUAUAUAAGGGAGAAGGAUCAGGCAUUGGAGUGGCUGGACCAGGACCAGGACCCAGAGAAGGAAGAGAACCUACCAUUUCCCUUCCUCUGGACACUUGAGUGGAGAGGACCCCGCCCCCUCCUCACUGAGGAGGCAUUCUGUGCCUUAGCCUCUGUCUUCAUCUCUGAGGCUUUGUAUACCCCUCCCCUCAUCUUUUUACAGAGAAUAUUUUGCUGCCUUAAUGAUACACCUCUUCCCCUCCAAUUGAGGCAUAUUCUUCUUUCUACCUCCUCCCCCCUAUUUUCCUACCCCAAGGAGUAUUGUCUUCCCCUCUUACCUACUUUGAUAUAAUGGGCUCCUUUUUUAUACAGGAAAAAAACAAACAAGGAAGUAUGGUCUUUUCAAAAUG